Exophiala oligosperma is the source of this 1342-nucleotide messenger RNA. RefSeq lists its product as uncharacterized. Gene Ontology annotation, cellular component: cytoplasm. The transcript has 4 exons. Gene Ontology annotation, biological process: glutathione metabolic process. Bases 148 to 1257 code for a protein of 369 amino acids. The record is from RefSeq and is a predicted model, not a curated record. Gene Ontology annotation, molecular function: glutathione transferase activity. NCBI's taxonomy places the organism in Eukaryota, Fungi, Ascomycota, Eurotiomycetes, Chaetothyriales, Herpotrichiellaceae.
GAGAAAGGUAUAUAAGUCGCCGGCCCUAUGUGCGAGUGAGUUGGACCGGUCUUCGAGGACACGGGGGGUAUCCAACCUUGCUUUAAGCAGAUAUUGAGCUCAUAUACUGUUGAACAACACUCUCUUCAAGUUUCGAGUACGUCAACCAUGGCCCCCGACGAGGCUGAGAGUCCCUCAGUAGUGCUGUUCGGAUAUGACUCUUCUCCGUUCACGCAAAAAGCAAGAUUGGCGCUCCAAUUGAAGCAGAUUCCAUAUACAUUUGUCAUCGUCCCGUCAAUGAUGCCACGACCACUUCUCAGGGAAUCGUUCAAUCUGACAUAUCGCAAGAUACCUGUUCUUGUCAUUGGUAGGGAGAUCUACAUCGACACAUCUCUCAUCGUCGAGGCACUGGAGCACUAUUUCCCCUCCUCGCAAGGAUAUGGCUCUUUAUAUCCCGACCCCGUCGCCAUGUACCGCCCUUUGAUCCGAGGUUUGGCUUCAUAUUGGACCGACCGACCCCUUUUCCGCGUGACGACGGGUCUCAUUCCAGCGACGGUGUGGCGAACACACUUUGGUACCGAUCGGUCGAAUCUAAUCGGCCACAAGCUCAAUGCCGACAAGCUCGAGCACAAGAUUCCCGAGAAUCUGAGUGUGUUGGAUUUACAAUUGAGCCUCGCUGAGCCGUUGUUCCAGACUGAAAAGAAGAAAUGGGUGUUUGAAGGCGACAAGCCCAGCGCCGCCGACGUCGCACUGUGGUAUCAAUUGGACUGGGGCGAGAAGAUCAGUCGAGGCGAGGGGAUCGAGAACUUGACGGGCGGUGGGACGAGGGACGGUGAUGGAGAGGGCACGGCGAUUGUGUUCAACCCCUCUAGGUAUCCUGGCGUGGUGGCAUGGUUCGAGAGGGUGAAGAAGUAUUUUGAGGAGUUGCCAUCUACGGAGACGAGGGUGGAGAGCCGCGAUACAAAAGGUGUGGGUGCAGUGAUCGAGGCAAUUAGUAGGUCGCAAACUCUACAAGAGGUUCCCUUGCUGCCGACACCAUCCGGACCACACUUUGGUCUGGACGCGAGGAACGGCCUGGUCAAGGGGGUGGAGGUGAGUGUCGCUCCAGACGACACGGGAAGGGAAAGUCCGACGGUUGGGACGUUGGCGGCUCUCACGCCAGAAGAGAUUGUCAUUGUCCCGCAGAGGAUUGACGAUGGCCCUAGAGUUGGACAGGUCAGAAUCCAUUUUCCACGUGUCGGGUUUGUAGUCAGGCCUGUAGGUCGAGUGAGACUGUAGACAGGAAUAUGGAUGGGAGGUGGUGAGAGAUGUAACCCGUAGACAGGAUUGAAAUGUAUUAAAAACAACGACCGUUCCCACUCAG